AUGCAACUAAGGCUGUUUCACACCUCCUUUUGUGGAUUACGGGAGGGGGUUCACUGUAAUUGCAUUCGUGGCAUCGUCAGUUUCGUGAUCUUCUAUCACAACUUCCCUCAAAUCCACUUCAACGAGCCUAAGCUUGGCCGAACUGUCGCUCAAACCGCUCAAAACAUCAACACAGUACAGAUCCAGGGGAGCAACAAUGAAUGUACAGUGCGACGCCGGUUUCAGACAUUUCGUAACCAAAAAUAUCCAACCAAAAAUUUGUAA
Necator americanus (New World hookworm) is the source of this 264-nucleotide messenger RNA. RefSeq lists its product as uncharacterized. The record is from RefSeq and is a predicted model, not a curated record. Lineage: Eukaryota; Metazoa; Nematoda; Chromadorea; Rhabditida; Ancylostomatidae. The coding region runs from base 1 to 264 and encodes 87 amino acids. The transcript is spliced from 2 exons.